Messenger RNA from Capsicum annuum, 1309 nucleotides. RefSeq names its product mannose-P-dolichol utilization defect 1 protein homolog 2. The coding region runs from base 246 to 962 and encodes 238 amino acids. The record is from RefSeq and is a predicted model, not a curated record. NCBI's taxonomy places the organism in Eukaryota, Viridiplantae, Streptophyta, Magnoliopsida, Solanales, Solanaceae. The transcript has 8 exons.
AUAUCAAAAUUUAAUAAUUAACUUAUUAUGGAACGGAGGGAGCGUCGAUUAUAAUUUGCGGGUAACACAAAUUACCACAGCUUGAAGGCUGCCACUUACAAUUCUUCUUGAAAACCGUACCCAUUCAAGAACUAAAAAUCCCCAAAAACACCAUUUGUAUUUGUCCGAACAAAAAAAUAUAAUUGUCUGAACAAAUUUUCUCUAAGAAGAGUUUCUUGAUCCAUCAAUUUGAAAGAAUUAGAAAAAUGGUGGAAUUAAAGUUUCUCGGAAUGGACUUUGGUUGUGCACUUGGAUCUCUAAGCAAUGGUCAAUUCCCUGAAAAAGAUUGUUUGCUUCCUCUAAUUUCUAAGCUUCUUGGUUAUGCUAUUGUUGGUGCAUCUACCACUGUUAAACUUCCUCAGAUACUUAAAAUUUUGCAACACAAAAGUGUUAGAGGACUUAGCGUUGUGGCCUUCGAACUUGAACUUAUUGGUUAUACCAUUGCCUUGGCAUAUUGUCUUCACAAAGGGCUUCCAUUUUCAGCUUUUGGCGAGUAUGCUUUUCUUUUGAUCCAAGCUAUAAUUUUAGUUGCAAUAAUCUACUAUUUUUCUCAACCUCUUGGAAUGAAGACAUGGAUGAAAGCAUUAAUAUAUUGUGCUGUAGCACCAACUGUUUUGGCAGGUCAAAUUGAUCCUGUUCUUUUUGAGGCUCUGUAUGCUUCCCAGCAUGCAAUCUUUCUUUUUGCAAGGAUUCCGCAGAUAUGGAAGAAUUUUAAGAGCAAAAGUACUGGCGAACUGAGCUUUUUGACAUUUUUUAUGAACUUCGCCGGUUCCAUGGUUAGAGUUUUUACCAGCCUCCAGGAGAAAGCUCCCAUGAGUGUUGCCUUGGGAUCUGCACUCGGUGUACUGAUGAAUGGUACCAUCUUGGGUCAAAUUAUCACAUAUCAAAAGCCAACACCGAAGAAAGAGAAGAAGAAAGAUUAGACGUUUGAGCACGGCAUACUGGAAUGGCUAAAUGUUUCGUUCUUCACCUGGAGCUCACUGUCAUGUACAUCGAGCAAAAGAAGACCAUGAAUAACUCAUCUAUACCCCGAGAAACUGUCAUAGUUUUUGCUCAUUACAAGUUUUAGGUUGAUUCAUCAGUUACAAGAUUUUGCAUUUUCACUUUAACCAUAGUCUCUGUGUAUUUUUCUUACAUGAAGUAUGCUAACACAUAGGUGUAACAAUUUCUUUUUGUUCCAUCCCUGAUAUUGUGCUUGCAAGGAAUUUGGUAAAAAUAUACUCAUGGGGACCUCUUGUCUUGAGGUCACCAGUAUUUUUUUACCAGUCAA